AUGUAAGUUAUUUAUUUAUUUUCUUCUAUUUCAAAAUUUUUAAUUAAUUUUAAAAAUACUUUUCAAAUUGAUUUUAUCAUAAUAAAAAUUUAUAUUAAAUAUUAAUUUUUUGUUUAAAAAUAGAUAGUUUGUAGUUAAAUUGAUAACUACUCUUACAAUAGCUAUUCAACUUAAAUUAGAUGUGAUGAAAGCCAAUAUAAAUGGUCUACUUUUAUAUUUAUACCUCUAUUAAUAUUUUGGGCUAUUUUAAUACCUUUAACUAAAAUGGCUAUCAUUAAAAGAUUUACUAAGAGCAUUUUUGUAAUAUUUUCUUUUAAUCACUUCAAAUCAGGCUAUAAAGAAGAUUAAGCAUAUUAUUGGGAUUUAUUUAGACAUUUAUAGAUAUUCUUAUUGAUAAUUAUCCUUAAAAUGCAAUUAGCUGAUUCUACUUAAAAGAUAUCUUUAUUAUUAGUUUUAUUUGUUUGCCAAAAACUUUUGAAAAUAAUUUGUAAAUUCUUUUUAGAUUAAAUAAUUAUGUUUAAUUUGUUUGAUAAUAUUAUUUAUUAGUCAGUCCUUUUAAAACAUGUUCUAUGUAAAAACUUUGUAUAAGACAAAUGGACAUAUCUAUAUUCACAAUAACUCUGA
Messenger RNA from Tetrahymena thermophila SB210, 624 nucleotides. Its product is annotated as transmembrane protein, putative. The record is from RefSeq and is a predicted model, not a curated record. The transcript has a single exon. Lineage: Eukaryota; Ciliophora; Oligohymenophorea; Hymenostomatida; Tetrahymenidae.